AAACUGGUGGGGGAGAAAGAAAGAAAAAUAAUACCGGAAGUGAGUCACCUUAGAGGGAGGAGCUAAGGAGGGCGGCAGGUAAACGCGGAGAAAAAGGGAAACUAUCAGAGCAUAAAUCCGUUUAACGCUAAGAAAGACGACAAACAGCUGCAGCAUGGCGCUCAAUGACGGGCUGACCCAUUGCAAACUGGCGCUGGCCUUUGCCGUCAUCAUGGACCUGCUGGGGGGGACCGCUCUGCUGGUGGGAAUCUUUGCCCGUCUGCAGAUCAAAGGACAGGAUUACGGAGAUUUACUGGUCUACAGUGGUGCUCUGCUCGUGGUGGUCUCCCUCGCCGGCUGGGUGCUGUGGUACAGCGGGAACAUCGAUGGCCUGACCAGCAAGAAGGAGCUCGGACACAUCGGCAGCGCAGUGGACAGGCUGGCGCACACCCUCAGCCGGAAGAUGCGGACACGUAGAGAUCGCCACUGAGCGCGCCUGCUCCGCGGCAACCGCCACGUCUGUUAGUAUUUUGCCUGAAAACUGAGGUCAUGAGCAUUCCUACUGCUUUGUUACAAAAGUGUUUUAUUUUUUACGCCUGUCAGAUUUCAAAUAAACUUUUGGAUUAAA
Oryzias melastigma (Indian medaka) is the source of this 607-nucleotide messenger RNA. Its product is annotated as transmembrane protein 238. The transcript is spliced from 3 exons. NCBI's taxonomy places the organism in Eukaryota, Metazoa, Chordata, Actinopteri, Beloniformes, Adrianichthyidae. Bases 155 to 469 code for a protein of 104 amino acids. The record is from RefSeq and is a predicted model, not a curated record.